ACCCAUUCGUCCCAAAUGAAAUGUAAAACUGUUUGGCAGAUUUCGAUGAAACUGGUGAAGGUAGGAGCAACCGUAUAUAAGGAGUUACCUGCCGCAAAGUUUUACUUUUUGCUACCAGUCAACCCUGAUAAGAAGUGUUGCCUUCGCAUUGUGCGUUACGAAAUUGAAUCUCCCGACGCAUAUUACAGAACGCAUAUCAUGAAACGCGCAAUUUGCAAGUACAUAUCGGCAUGUUUUCUCUUCGUCUGUAACGGGCGAGCUGAAGAAACACAACAUACGUUUGUCAGCAAAGAGACUGAUUCUUAUGGCCUUUCUGAAGGCCCUUUUUGGGACGCCACUACUCAGAACUUGUACUUUGUCGACAUAUAUAAUCAGUACAUACGUAGACUUAAUUAUCAAACAGGUCUUGUAACCAGUGCAUACAUAGCAAAUGGUACUGUUGGGGUUGUUGCACCUGUAGAAGGUACUUCCGAACAGUUAGUAGCAGGUGUUGGACAAGAUCUUGUUAUGGUUUAUUGGAAUGGGGAGCAAACUCAGACGGAUGUACCAAUCGAAAAACUAAGUUCCGUUGAUUCAGGAAUUUCAACGAGAAUCAAUGAUGGAAAGAUUGAUUCUUCUGGAAGAUUUUGGCUAGGAACUAGGGGUGAAGAUAAGAAUGGAGACUCCAUUCCCAAUAUAGGAUCAUUGUACAUAAUUGAUAAAAACUUCAUGGUCGAAGAGAAAAUAUCUCCUGUUACAACAAGCAAUGGAUUAAUAUGGAACAUCGAAGAUGAUACUUUCUAUUAUAUUGAUUCACCUACUCGUCAAAUCGCAGCAUAUGACUACAAGUCAUGUAGUGGAGAAAUAUCUAAUAGAAGAAUUGUGUUCGACUUUAAUGCAGCUAAUAUACCUGGAGAACCUGAUGGAAUGACCAUAGAUAUAAACGGCAACCUUUGGGUAGCGGUGUUCGGUGGGGGUUGUGUUCCUGUGUACAUUGGUUCUGUAAAACCACUGGUAAACAAUUAUAAGUUUGACAAUUACUUCGGCGAAGACGGAUUUGGGGACUUUAAUUUCACUCAAGAGAUAAUAACUAAGGUGGAUGAAACUAAACGCGCUCCAGUAGUACUCGUCGACCUAGUGAAGAAAUAUCCGGGUGAAGUAACUAUAGUUACUCUUGGACCUCUGACAAAUAUUGCCGUAGCGAGUGCGCUAGAACCUCGUUUUCUAUGUUACACGAAACAACUUAUCAUAAUGGGAUCGAGCGUUCAAUCGGAAAGCGAUGAGAGCCUUAAGCUCGAAUUUAACUUCGAGCAAGAUCCAGAAAGUAAUUGGAUUACGUUUAACAGCACCAAUAAAGUCCAUACACUAUUUCCGAUAGAUACAGUGCGCUCUCAUCCUAUUUCGAAGGACGAACACAAGAUGAUCUUUAAUAAACUGAAAGCUUCGUUCGCAAAGUUUUUGUAUCUAGCUGAAAGAGUGGCUUUCGAAAAGCAAGAGUUUUGGGAACCAUCGGACGCCAUGGCCAUGACGAUAAUGUUGAAACCGGAGAUAGUCAAGAAAUCGUUUGAAACUACCUUAGUACCGGUACUUGUUGGAGACGCACGCGGUGCAGUUAUAGUAGACUCCAACAAUACGGCGCACAAUGCGAGAAUUAUUCAGGAUUUCGAUCUAAUUGCAUUUAAAAAUUUAAUAUCGGAAUGUCUCUCUUAAAUGCGAAUUGUGUCACGAGCUCGGUAUUAUCUUUGAUUUGGGACACUGCAUUGUUGACACGGUGUUAUGUACAUAUAGUUUUAAAGUUACUUACGUUAAAGA
Messenger RNA from Dinoponera quadriceps, 1791 nucleotides. RefSeq lists its product as uncharacterized. Gene Ontology annotation, molecular function: calcium ion binding; gluconolactonase activity; hydrolase activity, hydrolyzing N-glycosyl compounds. The transcript is spliced from 8 exons. Gene Ontology annotation, biological process: L-ascorbic acid biosynthetic process. Bases 16 to 1689 code for a protein of 557 amino acids. NCBI's taxonomy places the organism in Eukaryota, Metazoa, Arthropoda, Insecta, Hymenoptera, Formicidae. The record is from RefSeq and is a predicted model, not a curated record.